CGAGCUCGGGGUUGCCCCCGUCCGGCCCCAGGGAGCUGGUUCUGCCCGGGCCGGAACCGCCGGCAGCGGCGCCUGGUUUCCGCGGGGAUCCACUUCCCGGACGGACCCGACCCCACCUCCCGGGCGCCGCCACCCGCGGGACGCGGCCCAGCAGCAUCGACUCUGAUCAAGAAAUGCAGGCAGAAUGUUGGGCUCCUGGAUAUUUUGCCAUGUGAAUUUGCCCAUGCGAUGUCUUGUUCACGGUGUACACCGCUGGAGGUGGCCUGCCUGUGGGCGGAGGAAUGUUGGACAUUUCAGAAAAGGCCUGCACACCACAAGAACACCAUUCAGUGGUAGGGUUACCCCCGUCUUCACCAGAGCUUUGGCUUUUGGUGAUAAAAUUGCCAUCAUUGAUCAAAAUGGAGAGCACACGUACAGGGACCUUUACACUCAAAGUGUCCACUUGUCUCAGCAAAUCUGUGAAGUGCUCAGAUGUUCCAGUGGAGACCUAAAGGAGGAGCGGAUCUCGUUUUUAUGCUCAAAUGAUGCCUCAUAUGUGAUUGCCCAGUGGGCUUCCUGGAUGAGUGGAGGCGUAGCUGUUCCCCUGUACAGGAAACACCCAGUGCAGGAACUGGAGUAUUUCAUCCAAGACUCCCAGAGUAGUCUAGUUAUUGCCACAGAAGAGUAUGUGAAGCACAUAACCCCUAGUGCUGAGAAACUGGGAAUACCCGUUCUGCCACUUGUUAACUCUGCUAGCGAUGGAUGGAUAAAUGAUAAGACUGUGGAAGCGUUCCCCUUGGCAAUUGACUGUCCUGAGUGGAAAGAUAGAGGAGCGAUGAUAAUCUACACCAGUGGGACUACAGGAAGACCAAAAGGUGUCCUUAGUACCCAUCAGAAUGUGCAAGCUGUGGUAACAGGGCUGGUUGACAAAUGGGAGUGGACGAAGGAAGAUGUUAUCUUGCAUGUGCUGCCUUUACACCAUGUCCACGGAGUGAUCAAUAAGCUGCUGUGCCCUCUUUGGGUGGGAGCUACGUGCAUCAUGCUGUCCGAGUUCAGCCCUCAGAAGGUUUGGGAGAAGUUCUUAAGCCCCAGAGCUCCACGGAUCAGCAUCUUCAUGGCGGUCCCCACUAUUUACUCCAGGCUGAUGGAGCAUUAUGACAAGCAUUUCUCUCAGCCUCAUGUCCAGGAUUUUGUACGUGCCACGUGCCAGAAUAAUUUCAGGUUAAUGGUUUCAGGAUCGGCAGCCCUUCCUGUGCCAGUCCUGGAGAGGUGGAAGAACAUCACCGGACACAUGCUGCUGGAGAGGUACGGGAUGACAGAGGUCGGAAUGGCACUUUCUAACCCCUUGCAUGGAGUUCGUGUCCCAGGAUCUGUGGGGACCCCACUGCCAGGGGUGGAAGUGCGCAUUGCCACGGAGAGCUUGGGCAGGGAAGGUCCUUCCUACACCAUCCACGCUCAAGGAGAUGAACGUGACACAAAGGUGACCCCCGGCUUAGAUGGCAAAGAAGGUGAGCUUUUCGUUAAGGGGCCUACAGUAUUUCGAGAAUACUGGAAUAGACCUGAAGAAACAAAAGAAGCUUUCACACCCGAUGGCUGGUUCAAAACAGGAGACACAGCGGUGUACAAGGAGGCCACGUACUGGAUCAAGGGCCGCACCUCUGUGGACAUCAUCAAAAGCGGAGGCUAUAAAAUUAGCGCCCUAGAAGUCGAGCACCAUCUGCUAGCACACCCCAGUAUUGCAGAUGUGGCUGUGAUAGGACCUCCAGACAUGACUUGGGGCCAGCGGGUCAGUGCUGUGGUGAAAUUGCAGGAGGGUGAGAUGCUGUCUCUCAAGGACCUGAGGGACUGGGCAAGGGAAUCCAUGGCGUACUACACCAUCCCCACAGAGCUGCUCCUGGUGGAGGAGAUCCCACGCAAUCAGAUGGGGAAAAUCAACAAGAAGCAACUUCUCAAGCACUUCUACCCAACCUAGUGAGGCAUCAGGCUGAGGAGAGCAGGAGCCAACCGAGAUGGCUCCCCCGCAAUGCCUGUUGCCUGAAUGGAGUCUCUUUGAGGAGCUUUAAUGCAUGAAAAUGAUACUAAUCAGGUGCUGUCCGUGAUUUCUGUGCUCGUCAUGCUGGGAUUGUCA
This is a messenger RNA of Mauremys reevesii (Reeves's turtle), 2107 nucleotides long. RefSeq names its product acyl-CoA synthetase family member 3 (gene ACSF3). Gene Ontology annotation, biological process: fatty acid metabolic process. The transcript is spliced from 10 exons. The coding region runs from base 185 to 1951 and encodes 588 amino acids. Gene Ontology annotation, molecular function: medium-chain fatty acid-CoA ligase activity. The record is from RefSeq and is a predicted model, not a curated record. NCBI's taxonomy places the organism in Eukaryota, Metazoa, Chordata, Testudines, Geoemydidae.